Molecule: messenger RNA, 2395 nt
Organism: Annulohypoxylon maeteangense
Lineage: Eukaryota; Fungi; Ascomycota; Sordariomycetes; Xylariales; Hypoxylaceae
Product: protein disulfide isomerase
Exons: 3
Coding region: 574-2076 (500 amino acids)
Biological process (GO): response to endoplasmic reticulum stress; protein folding
Cellular component (GO): endoplasmic reticulum
Molecular function (GO): protein disulfide isomerase activity
Source: RefSeq, a predicted model, not a curated record
CAGAACCUUCCUUGAAAAGAGAACACUUGUCAUUAUCAAUUGCUCAUCCAUGCACCUGGGCAGCUGCCACCGCUCUUAUCAAAUCGACAAGCGGUGGGAUGACACUUUAUGUCCCUGCAUUUCUAAUUAAGUGCGUAAGCCACAGCAAUUGAGGGGAACCUAGGUACCUCUUAGUUAAACAGAAUUGAACUAUUUGAUGAUUCAGCUGAAUUAAGACUGUGGCCAGAUAUUCGGAACUAUUCAGCCUUUUAACCAACAUUUGGUCUCCUCCAAUCCUCUUCCCAAUUCGAGCUCCCUUCUACUCUAAAGGGACACAUAUGCUACUGUAGAAGAAUACAAAACGUCUUCCUCUACAUCUUGCAUUGACGGAAUUGUUUUCUUCCACUUUUCAUUAUUUUCACCUUAUCUAGCCGGUGUUAUAUCAUAGGUACGAUUUGCUAUUUUAGUAAAUUACAUCACCUACCGCAUUUCUAUUGUGCCUCCGUUUAGCUAGUAUUUGCGAACCGUCUUCUAGACGCAAAUUGCACCCGUUAAAGUGCCUAGCUAAUUGCAUCCUCACUUAGGCCCUUCGCCAUGUACUCGGCAUUCUUUCUCGGCCUUCUCGCGGCCGCAGGCGUCUCUGCAGAUGCUGCCUCAGACGUCACUCAACUAAACAAGGACACAUUCACUGACUUCAUUAAGGGAAAUGACCUUGUCCUAGCAGAGUUCUUCGCUCCCUGGUGCGGCCACUGCAAAGCUCUAGCACCCGAGUAUGAGGAGGCUGCUACUACUUUGAAGGAGAAGUCCAUCAAGUUAGCCAAGGUCGACUGCACAGAAGAGAGUGAGCUCUGCCAAACAUAUGGUGUCGAAGGUUACCCCACACUCAAGAUUUUCCGCGGUCUUGAGAGCAUCACCCCUUACACAGGCCAAAGGAAAGCUGGCGCAAUUACCUCCUACAUGAUCAAACAGUCCCUUCCCGCCGUUUCCCUCCUAACCUCUGAGACCCUCGAGGAUUUCAAGACUGCCGACAAGGUUGUCCUAGUUGCUUACAUCGACGCCUCUGACAAGGCAUCCAACGAAACCUACACUAAGAUUGCCGAGAAGUACAGGGAUUCUUACCUCUUCGGUGCCACAAACGAUGCUUCAUUAGCUGAGGCCGAGGGUGUCAAAUCUCCUGCUAUCAUCCUGUAUAAGCAGUUUGAUGAGGGCAAGGCCACCUUCACUGAGAAGUUCGAGGAUGAGGCCAUAGAGAAGUUUGCUAAGGUUGCCUCGACCCCCUUGAUUGGUGAGGUCGGCCCUGACACCUACUCUGGUUACAUGUCAGCCGGUCUUCCUCUUGCCUAUAUCUUCUCUGAGACUGCCGAGGAGCGCAAGACUCUUGGUGAUGCAUUAAAACCCAUCGCCGAGAAGUACCGCGGCAAGAUCAACUUCGCUACCAUCGACGCCUCUUCCUUCGGCGCUCAUGCCGGUAACCUCAACCUUAAGACUGACAAGUUCCCGUCUUUCGCGAUCCAGGAAACUGUUAAGAACCAGAAGUUCCCCUUUGACCAGGAGAAGGAGAUCACCCACGACACCAUUAGCGCGUUCGUUGAUGACUUCGCUUCCGGAAAGAUGGAGCCCAGCCUUAAGUCCGAGGAGAUCCCUGAGAAGCAAGAGGGUGCUGUCACCGUUGUUGUUGGCAAGUCGUACGAAUCCAUCGUCUUGGAUGACACCAAGGACGUUCUGAUUGAGUUCUACGCCCCAUGGUGUGGUCACUGCAAGGCUCUUGCCCCUAAGUACGAAGACCUUGCCUCCCUUUACGCCAACAGCGAAUUCAAGGACAAGGUUGUCAUCGCCAAGGUCGAUGCUACCGCCAACGACGUACCAGAUGAGAUCCAGGGUUUCCCUACCAUCAAGCUGUACCCCGCCGGUUCCAAGAGCAAGCCGGUCAACUACAGCGGUUCCCGAACCGUCGAGGAUCUGAUCAAGUUCGUUAAGGAGAACGGCAAGUACAAGGCUAGUGUUUCGGAGAAGAAGGAAGAGGAGACCCCUGUUGCCCCUGCCGCAACUGAGUCUACUAGCAGCGAGGCUGCCCAAGAGACCCACGACGAAUUGUAAACGUGGAGUAUGAGAACAAGCCAAGAAAAUUAGGUGUACAGUCAAUUUCUUUCUAGUUAUAUCGACCGAGCAAUUCUAAUGAGCCGGCACACUGGGGCAUCCUUGGGACUGGGAUAUAUGUUGACUUCAGGUAGUUCAGCAUAAGGUUCAUGAAUUUAUUGUUUGUUUGAUGAAAUGUAUUGUGUUGGUAAUGAAGAUGAAAUUAUAUGAAUUUACUAGUACACAUGAUGGAUUCAGUAGUGUUGGUGAGGUAUUUAUGUAUCUUUUGACGAACAUCAAAUGAAUAAAGAAUGGCCAACCAUGACGAUUAACUCUAAAA